AUGCUUGGGACUAAGGCUAUCUCAUCUUCGUCAGAGAUCUAUCACCAUUCUUCUGAUGAUUGGGUGCAAUUAUUUACUGAUGGUGCAGUGGCUAGAGACUCCGGAAAUGCCUCAGCAGGUGGAGUGAUGUUCACCUUUGGAGUAGAACUUUGGGGCAUUCUUGACGGCAUCUUCAUUUUAUUGAAUAGAGGGCAUAAGAAAGUCAAGAUUCAGACGAAUAAUUUAGAAGUGGUAAGGGCCUUGACUAUGGAAGAAAAUGUGAAUUUCGACAUUACCUUGCUUAGAAGAGUUAAACGAGUUUUGUUCUCUGAAGAUCAGUGGGUAAUCAAGUAUGUUCCUCGAGAGUGUAAUUUAAUUGCAGACCAAUUGGCAAAGAUUAGUCUUUCUUGGCAAACUUCCCUCCAGAUAUUUGAAUUCCCUCCUAUUGUAGUGGCUAUGACUAUCCAGCAGGACAAAGCUUUUAGAGUUUCUUAG
This is a messenger RNA of Gossypium arboreum, 474 nucleotides long. RefSeq lists its product as uncharacterized. NCBI's taxonomy places the organism in Eukaryota, Viridiplantae, Streptophyta, Magnoliopsida, Malvales, Malvaceae. The record is from RefSeq and is a predicted model, not a curated record. Bases 1 to 474 code for a protein of 157 amino acids. Gene Ontology annotation, molecular function: nucleic acid binding; RNA-DNA hybrid ribonuclease activity. The transcript has 2 exons.